CUGUUAUUCUUCGGUUUGCCUCCUCCCAGUGGCGUGGAUUUGCUCCCGACCCGCUUUUGGGGCGUGCCUGCUUCCUCCUCUCUGUUAGGACCACCAGCAAAAUGCUCUGGGCUGACUGGCUCACGUAUUAGAAACAAUCACUGGAACAAGGGAGGAUGGGAUUAACCUGAUUGGCUUUGACCACUGGGACAGGAGUCAAGGGAGCCUGACACUGAGGGCUGGCGGCUUUUCUGGAGCGGGCCAGGGGGAGGAGGAGAAAGGAGCUCCCGGGAUCCCCUCGCCCCCUCCCCCAACUGCCCGGUGCGGCUGGUGAUCGCCGAGAAGGGCCUGGUGUGCGAGGAGCGGGACGUGAGCCUGCCACAGAGCGAGCACAAGGAGCCGUGGUUCAUGCGGCUCAACCUGGGCGAGGAGGUGCCCGUCAUCAUCCACCGCGACAACAUCAUCAGUGACUAUGACCAGAUCAUUGACUAUGUGGAGCGCACCUUCACAGGAGAGCACGUGGUGGCCCUGAUGCCCGAGGUGGGCAGCCUGCAGCACGCACGGGUGCUGCAGUACCGGGAGCUGCUGGACGCGCUGCCCAUGGAUGCCUACACGCAUGGCUGCAUCCUGCAUCCCGAGCUCACCACCGACUCCAUGAUCCCCAAGUACGCCACGGCCGAGAUCCGCAGACAUUUAGCCAAUGCCACCACGGACCUCAUGAAACUGGACCAUGAAGAGGAGCCCCAGCUCUCCGAGCCCUACCUUUCUAAACAAAAGAAGCUCAUGGCCAAGAUCUUGGAGCAUGAUGAUGUGAGCUACCUGAAGAAGAUCCUCGGGGAACUGGCCAUGGUGCUGGACCAGAUUGAGGCGGAGCUGGAGAAGAGGAAGCUGGAGAACGAGGGGCAGAAAUGCGAGCUGUGGCUCUGUGGCUGUGCCUUCACCCUCGCUGAUGUCCUCCUGGGAGCCACCCUGCACCGCCUCAAGUUCCUGGGACUGUCCAAGAAAUACUGGGAAGAUGGCAGCCGGCCCAACCUGCAGUCCUUCUUUGAGAGGGUCCAGAGACGCUUUGCCUUCCGGAAAGUCCUGGGUGACAUCCACACCACCCUGCUGUCGGCCGUCAUCCCCAAUGCUUUCCGGCUGGUCAAGAGGAAACCCCCAUCCUUCUUCGGGGCGUCCUUCCUCAUGGGCUCCCUGGGUGGGAUGGGCUACUUUGCCUACUGGUACCUCAAGAAAAAAUACAUCUAGGGCCAGGCCUGGGGCUUGGUGUCUGAC
Molecule: messenger RNA, 1251 nt
Organism: Pan troglodytes (chimpanzee)
Lineage: Eukaryota; Metazoa; Chordata; Mammalia; Primates; Hominidae
Gene: GDAP1L1
Product: ganglioside induced differentiation associated protein 1 like 1
Exons: 8
Coding region: 388-1224 (278 amino acids)
Source: RefSeq, a predicted model, not a curated record